This is a messenger RNA of Cyprinodon tularosa, 1701 nucleotides long. It is a transcript of the gene casq2, whose product is annotated as calsequestrin 2. The coding region runs from base 286 to 1506 and encodes 406 amino acids. Gene Ontology annotation, molecular function: calcium ion binding. The transcript is spliced from 11 exons. Gene Ontology annotation, cellular component: sarcoplasmic reticulum lumen. Lineage: Eukaryota; Metazoa; Chordata; Actinopteri; Cyprinodontiformes; Cyprinodontidae. The record is from RefSeq and is a predicted model, not a curated record. Gene Ontology annotation, biological process: regulation of cardiac muscle contraction by regulation of the release of sequestered calcium ion.
CAUCGCAGCCCUGAUCCCAUUCCUCUCUGUGCUUUGUGUCCACAGGAAGGCGAGGAGGAGGAAUCACCCCGGGGGGAGAGAGUUUCCUAAGAAGUUUUUUGAUUUCUUCGGGCAUGCUAAAAACUUCCUGCUGAUCGACUUCUUUUUGCUCACUAAAUCCUCCUGCAGGAACAUCUUACAUUUCUCCAUCCCUUUCCAGGCAGUUGUCUUACUUCUCUGGGGGUGCAGUUUCAUCCACUGAAACCCAGCCACAUCCUGUGGGGAGUGGAUGGUUAGCCGUGGACCAUGGUCUCCAUCUGGUUGUUUUUACUCCCUUGCCUGAGCCUUGUGAGUGUGUCGUCGGCUGAAAAGGGGCUAGAGUUCCCUAGGUAUGACGGGAAGGACCGUGUUAUCGACAUCAAUGAUAAGAAUUACAAGAAGGCCCUGAAGAAGCAUAGUAUGCUGUGCUUGUUCUACCAUGAACCAGUGGCGGACAAUAAGGAGCUGCAGAAACAACACCAGAUGACUGAGCUGGUGCUGGAGCUUGUAGCUCAGGUUAUGGAGGAGAAGGACAUCGGGUUUGGUAUGGUUGACUCGCUCAAAGAUGCAAAAGUUGCAAAGAAACUAGACUUGGAGGAGGAGGGAAGCGUAUAUGUUUUUAAAGAUGACAGAGUGAUCGAGUUCGAUGGUUUACUUUCUGCUAACACUCUGGUGGAGUUCUUGUUAGACCUUUUGGAGGAGCCGGUGGAGAUCAUCGAAAAUGCUUUGGAGCUUAAAGCCUUUGAUAGAAUGGAGGAGGAUAUUCGUAUCAUUGGUUACUUCAAGAGUGAAGACUCUGAGCAUUAUGAAGCAUUUAAAGAAGCUGCAGAAAACUUUCAGCCAUACAUUAAAUUCUUCGCCACAUUUGAAAAAUCUGUGGCCAAGGAGCUCACCCUGAAGCUGAAUGAGGUGGACUUCUAUGAGCCCUUCAUGGAGGAGCCUGUCACCAUCCCAGGAAGACCUCACUCUGAGAAAGAACUGGUGGAGUUCAUUACUCAACACAGACGACCAACUCUGAGGAAGCUGCGUGCAGAAGACAUGUUUGAAACUUGGGAGGAUGACAUUGAGGGGAUACACAUUGUGGCCUUUGCAGAGGAAGAGGACCCUGAUGGUUAUGAAUUCCUAGAGAUCCUGAAGGAAGUAGCCAGAGACAACACUCACCUUCCUGACCUCAGUAUCAUCUGGAUCGACCCUGAUGACUUCCCCCUGCUGAUUCCUUACUGGGAGAAGACGUUUAAGGUAGAUCUGUUCAGGCCACAGAUUGGAGUCGUCAAUGUUACAGAUGCGGACAGCGUGUGGUUAGAAAUGGAGGAUGAGGAGGACCUGCCCACGGCUCAGCAGCUGGAGGACUGGAUUGAAGAUGUCCUUUCUGGGAAAGUAAACACUGAAGAUGAUGACAACGAUGAUGAGGAUGAUGAUGACGAUGAUGACGACGAUGACGAUAAUGAAGACGAAGAGGAUGAGGAGGAAGAUGAUGAUGAGGAGUAAUUUUCUUUGAAGUUGCCUCUUCCUACUUCAGUCCUCCUGAACAACUUAAAAAAAAGACUGAAUGAUCUGAAUCUCUGCCUGCUGGGCUUUUAAACUGGUUCAAACACACCUCUGUGAUAUAAUGUUAUAGACAAUGCUCAUGAAGGAUGUGGCAAUAAAUAUUUUCAAACUAUAACAAUACAACUGCUCAUGAAA